Messenger RNA from Salvia splendens (bonfire salvia), 915 nucleotides. Its product is annotated as putative UPF0481 protein At3g02645. NCBI's taxonomy places the organism in Eukaryota, Viridiplantae, Streptophyta, Magnoliopsida, Lamiales, Lamiaceae. The transcript has 2 exons. The record is from RefSeq and is a predicted model, not a curated record. Bases 1 to 915 code for a protein of 304 amino acids.
AUGGCAGCCGGGCUCUGCAGAGACUCCUCCCCUUUGAUGAUCCAAGAACCGAAUGACGUUGAUCAGAUCAAUAAAUCCGCUCAUCUCCUAGAAUUCAUAUACAGCUUGAUCCUCCCACGCUUCCACGAAUCAUUCGAAACAGGACUAGACGACGACGAAGAAGGCCCGAAUAAGGCUGUUCCCGCCAAAACAGGCCGGUUUAGUUUGAUCAAGAGGCUGGUGUUGUCGAAACCGGUCACCAUCAUCCUCACAUUGCCUUGGAAAAUCAUUUCCAAUCUUCCAGAAGACCAGAAUAACAACAACAACAACAAUGACAAGAGUCAUUUACUGAUGGAGGAAAUCGCAAUCCCUUCGGUGACUGAGCUCUCCAACGCGGGAAUUGAAUUCGCGGGGACGGAUAAAGGCAUUCCAGGCAUAGAUUUCGACAAGGAAACGGCUACAUUCCAUCUCCCGUCGCUUUCGGUCGAUGUAAACACUGAGGUGGUGAUGAGGAACCUCGUCGCGUACGAGGCCUGUGGCGACGCAUCACGGCCGUUGAUCUUCACGCGAUACGCGGAAUUGAUGAACGGGAUCAUCGACUGCGAGGAUGAUGCAAGGAUCUUGAGGGAAAAGGGGAUUGUUUGGAACUACUUGAAGGGCGAUCAAGAUGUGGCAGACUUGUGGAAUGGCAUGAGCAGGUCGAUUAGAAUGACUAAAGUGCCCUUCUUGGAUAGAAUCAUUGAAGAUGUGAACAGUUAUUACGACGGUAGAUGGAAGGUUAGGAUAGGAAAGUUUGUGAGUAGGUAUGUUUUUGGAUCAUGGCAGUCGAUCACGUUCAUGGCUGCUUCUAUGCUGCUGUUUUUUGUGAGUUUGCAAUCCUUUUGCACCUUGUUCGGCUGUGGUCGUCUGUUUUUUCGUCGUCCGAGGACGUACUGA